UACAAUUUAACCUUAAUCUUACAAUUUAACUGUUUGAAUUUAGGCCUAUAAUAGGAAAAUUGUUGUGAUAUAAAUUUAGUAUAAUGUGUGAAAAUUCAGAAGAAGAAAUAUUGGAAAUGCUAAAUAGCAUCUUUACAAAAUGUGAUAUCGAUGGUAACGGAUUUGUAGACAUAAACACACUUAUACAUUUCCUCACUUGUCAAGAUUCUACAUGGCAAAAAGAUAAAACUAUUGAAGAGGAAUUCCGCAAAGUUCUGUGUUGCAAUGGAUUAAACCAAAGAAUUUCCAAAGAUCAUUUCAUCACAUCAUUGCUAGGCUGUAUAAAAUUAAAAACCCAAUCAUUUGAAAAAAACCACUACAAUGAGAAUCCUAAUCAGGAAGUUUCUGCAGAACAAUCUCCAGAAAUUGUGUUUGCCAGUGUGACAAACAAUAUCAUCAAUUCUGAAGUUUGCUUUGUUGCAGAUGGUCAAACUUUGACUAAUGAGGAUGUAGCAGAAGAGAUAUCAGUGUCUGACUGCGAGAGUUCCCCUGUAAAUAAACAGUUUCUGAAAUCCUUACAGAAUGAAAUACUUGCAGUACAGCGGAAAAAUGAAUACUUGGAGGGUAUUAAUAAUUCUCUUGUAAGUCAGAUUUCAUCCUUGGAAGAUGUAAUCAUGAAGAACGAAAAGGAAUCUGCCUCUUAUUCACAUAAGUUGUUGGUCAGCCAACAGCUUUUGGAAAUGCAGAAACAAAAACAAGAAGAGAUUGAAGAAAAACUUUCUCUAUUUGUUGACAACAACAAAUCAGUCACCAUCCAGCUGUCUCAUGCUGAGAGAGAAAAUUCAAAGCUGAAAGAGUUGCUAUUAAACCUGGAAAAGCAGGCUGAUUUGAAAUUAUCUGAAAAGUUGUUUCAAGACACAAAACUCAAGGACAUCAAAGAGAAGUACAAUAUAUUAAAUGAUUUAUUCUCAAAGUCUCAAGAAGAGUUGGAAAGUUUGAAAAUGAAAGAUAAAACAGGGGAAGAGAUGUAUGAGCAACUGGUAGAACAGAAUACAAACCUUAGGUUGCAGUUAGAUUCAAGUGAUUGUCUUGUUCAGGAAAAUCAAAAGCCUUGCUCGUGUGAUUGUUUGAAAGACUUGCCUUUUACUACAAGCUCCCCUGUGUCUUCGGAGAAAUCUCACGUUACAAAAUCAGAAGUCGCAGUUGGCACAGAGGAGAAGACAGUCUCACACCAAGCUACCAUGACAACUUUCCAGGUGUGUAUAUUUAAUUUUUAUUAAUUGACAGUAAACAUAAUUGAUGCUAUGGCUACCAAACAACAUGUAUGACGUCAGCUAUGUUGUAAAAAACUGCUUCUAUACGGUGCUGUUAUUUUGUAACUAAGCAAUAAUAUGUACAAUUGAACAAACAUGUUCUCAAUGAGAUUAUGAGAUUUUAAUGUGUUAUUGUUGUCUCAUUCAGGUUAUACAUGUAAAUAAUAAUCCAUUGAAUAUCCGAUAAAUAGUUAAGAUUUAAUUUCAAUAGUUCAGAAAUUAACA
Molecule: messenger RNA, 1517 nt
Organism: Homalodisca vitripennis (glassy-winged sharpshooter)
Lineage: Eukaryota; Metazoa; Arthropoda; Insecta; Hemiptera; Cicadellidae
Product: probable E3 ubiquitin-protein ligase bre1
Exons: 10
Coding region: 84-1259 (391 amino acids)
Molecular function (GO): calcium ion binding
Source: RefSeq, a predicted model, not a curated record